This is a messenger RNA of Corylus avellana, 2258 nucleotides long. RefSeq names its product SET-domain containing protein lysine methyltransferase family protein (gene SUVR4). Gene Ontology annotation, cellular component: nucleus. The record is from RefSeq and is a predicted model, not a curated record. NCBI's taxonomy places the organism in Eukaryota, Viridiplantae, Streptophyta, Magnoliopsida, Fagales, Betulaceae. Gene Ontology annotation, molecular function: zinc ion binding; histone methyltransferase activity; protein binding.
CGAUUUCUGGGCCCCGAAAUAGUUACAGAAUUUCACGCCAAGUCUCUUUUGCAUUUCGUAUCGGACUCUCUUAGAUAGAGGGAGCUCUCUCUCUCUCUCUCUCGCUAGCUCUCAGUUCUUCGGAGACUUCGUUUCCCGAAUUUUGAGUCAAUUACAAAGGGUGGAUGAUGCCAUUGACUUCAAUGUGAAACAAGGGAAUCAUUUCUUCAGUUAUGCACUAUAUUUGAGAAGCCUUGGAUAAUGAAUAUGCAGGUAUUGGUUUUUUCCAGUGAUACAUUCAACUAUUCAAUAGACAGGAGCAUGGAGGUUUAAGAAAACGGCGGUGAGUUCGUAAAGAUUUAGUUCUCCAUUAGGAGUUCGGUCAUGGCUGCUGAUCCGAGAGUUUUCAAGGCCUUCAGUGCAACGAGGGCCUUGGGAAUUCCUGAUGAAGAGGCAAAACCAGUGCUAAAGAAACUCUUAAAAGUCUAUGAUAAUAAUUGGGAACUAAUUGAAGAAGACAAUUUCCAGACACUUGUAGAUGCGUACUUUGAGCUAAAGGAAAAUAGCAAAGAUGCUAUGCAACAUAACUUCAGACAAACGGUAGCUGUGAAAAAGAAUGAAAUACCUCUCAAAGUUUCUGGACGGGGUACCGUGGAGCUAAUUCAGCCUUGUUUAAGAGACAGCAGAACUGUAGGUACUUCCCAACUGCCCAACACUCCUUUGAUUGGCAAAGGGAAGGACCCCAUUUCAUCUCUUGUGGUCACUGAAGAUAGAUCUAUUGCUGUUAACUCUUCUUCCAGUAUGGGUAUGGACGUCUGUGAUCCCUUGUGUAUUACAAGACCAAAGAAGAGAGCUUUUGGGACACAUAAUUCCAAAACAGGUUCAAAUCGUAAUGGCUCAGACCGUUAUGGGCAUAAAAAUUCGCAUAAUUUGGUUCAUGAUGAAAGGAGGCAUGAUAUAGCAAAAGGUGCAGAAAAAGUAAAAAUAUCAUUGGUAUCUGAAAAUAGCAAUGAAUGUCCUCCAAAAUUCAAUUACAUUCCACACAAUAUAAUUUAUGAGAAAGCUAAUGUAAAUAUUUCACUGGCUCGGAUUGCGGAUGAGGAUUGCUGUUUAGGUUGUUCAGGAGACUGUCUUUCAUCAUCAAUUCCAUGUGCAUGUGCUCGUGAAACUGGUGGAGAGUUUGCCUACACACCACAUGGUCUGCUGAAGGAAGAAUUUUUAAGUGCUUGUAUGUCUAUGAGGCUAGAACCUCAAGAGCGCCAUUUUGUUUAUUGUCAGGACUGUCCAUUAGAGAGGUCUAAGGAUGAGUACAUGCCUGAACGAUGCAAGGGCCAUUUGGUCAGAAAGUUUAUUAAAGAAUGCUGGAGAAAAUGUGGAUGUGACAUGUUGUGUGGAAAUCGAAUAGUACAGCGAGGUAUAACAUGCAAGUUGCAGGUGUUCUUGACUCCUGAAGGAAAAGGAUGGGGAGUUAGAACACUUGAGGAAUUGCCUAAGGGAACUUUUGUUUGUGAAUACAUCGGGGAAGUAUUGACCAACAUGGAGUUGUAUGAGCGGGUCCUACAAAGCAGUGGCAAUGAGAGACAUACAUAUCCUGUAACACUUGAUGCAGAUUGGGGCUCAGAAGGAGUUUUAAGGGAUGAGGAGGCACUUUGUCUGGAUGCGACAUGUCAUGGUAAUGUCGCAAGGUUCAUCAACCAUAGAUGUUUUGAUGCGAACUUGGUCGAUAUUCCAGUUGAAGUGGAGACUCCUGAUCGCCACUAUUAUCAUCUUGCCUUUUUUACUACCAGGAAAGUAAGCGCUUUUGAAGAGUUGUCAUGGGAUUAUGGGAUCGACUUUAAUGAUCAGAAUCAUCCAAUUAAGGCAUUUCGCUGCUGUUGUGGAAGUGCAUUCUGCCGAGAGAUGAAACAUAAAAGGAGCUAGAUGGCUAUAGCACCUAGAUGACCAAUGACGUGUGGAUUAAUGAGAAUUGCUAUUCUGGUUGAAAUCAUCUACCUAACUUUUGCUGCAACUCUGUACCAAUUGAUACAGAAGCACACAUUCUUUUGUGGAAAAAGAUUAUACUAAAGGAAAAAACUUGAGAUGAAUGGAGAUAUUUUGAGAAAUUGAACGAGGAUGUAUUUCAGUAUAUCAUACACGGGGUUUUUGAAUUGAGCCGUCCCUGUCAGUUUUAGAGGGCAAGGAGGCAGUUGGGGAGUAUUUUGUAAGUAUUAUUUUCCAACACGUUUGAGUGUUCCUCUUUGUUCCCCAUCAUUCAUGGCUGCUAAUUGAAAAAAGUGACU